This is a messenger RNA of Crotalus tigris (Tiger rattlesnake), 6656 nucleotides long. It is a transcript of the gene EXOC6B, whose product is annotated as exocyst complex component 6B. The record is from RefSeq and is a predicted model, not a curated record. Gene Ontology annotation, biological process: Golgi to plasma membrane transport; exocytosis; intracellular protein transport. Lineage: Eukaryota; Metazoa; Chordata; Lepidosauria; Squamata; Viperidae. Gene Ontology annotation, cellular component: exocyst; membrane. The transcript has 22 exons. The coding region runs from base 55 to 2484 and encodes 809 amino acids.
GGCGUGGCCGGGCGGCGUUGCCAUUGCGACGGCGAGGAGCGGGCGCGGCCCGCCAUGGCGGAGCCGGAGAGCCUGGAGGCGGCGGCCGAGCACGAGCGGAUCCUGCGCGAGGUGGACAGCACCGACACGGCCUGCCUCGGGCCCACCCUCAGGUCUGUCUAUGACGGUGCAGAACAUGGACGCUUCAUGGAGAAGCUGGACGCUCGCAUCCGGAAUCACGACCGGGAGAUCGAGAAGAUGUGCAACUUCCACUACCAGGGCUUUGUGGACUCCAUCACGGAGUUCCUGAAGGUCCGGGCAGAGGCCCAGAAGCUGAAGAAUCAAGUCACGGAUACCAACCGGAAGCUGCAGCUGGAAAGCAAGCAACUGGUGGGCGCCAUGGAGGAGCUGAGCCAGUGCCGGUUGCAGCAGUGGAACAUCUCUGCCACGGUGGACAAACUCACCCAGUGCCUUCCCGUUCUGGAGAUGGAGAACAAGCUAAGGGAGCAGAUGAAGUCCAAAAGGCAUUAUCCCGCCCUGAAGACCUUAGAGCACCUGGAGCGGAUGUGUUUGCCGCAGGUCAGCCAUUACUGCUUCUGCAAGGUCCUGGUGGAGAACAUUCCGAAGCUGCGGGAGGAGAUCAAGGAGGUUUCCAUGUCUGACCUCAAAGACUUCCUAGAGAGCAUCCGUAAACACUCGGACAAGAUUGGGGAGACGGCCAUGAAACAGGCCCAGCAGCAGAGGGACCUGGAUGGCCUGGUGGGGCAGCCCUUGAGAGUCGGGGGCCGAAGGUGCAGGAGAGAGGCUGGUGCAAACUCCGGGCUGGAGGUCAAGAGCCCCACUCCGAUCUCCGAGCAGGAUUCCGGGAUCCUGGAUGUGGAAGAGGAGGAAGAGGAGGAGGAGGAAGAAGAGGUGCCUGGUGCUCAGGAUUUGGUGGACUUCUCCCCCGUCUACCGCUGCUUCCACAUCUACUCCGUGUUGGGAGCCCGAGAGACCUUCGAGAGCUACUACCGGAAGCAGAGGAGGAAGCAGGCCCGGCUGGUUCUGCAGCCCCCCUCCAACAUGCACGAGACCCUCUCCGGCUACCGGAAGUACUUCCAUCAGAUUGUGGGCUUUUUUGUCAUCGAGGACCACAUUCUGCACACAAGCCAGGGCUUGGUGGACAGAGCCUACAUUGAUGAGCUCUGGGAUAUGGCCCUCUCCAAGACCAUCGCUGCCCUCCGGACACAUUCGUCCUAUUGCUCAGACCCAGACCUGGUGCUGGAUCUGAAAAACCUCAUUGUGCUUUUUGCUGACACUCUCCAGGGCUACGGCUUCCCGGUCAACCAGCUCUUUGACCUGCUUCUGGAGAUCCAGGACCAGUACAGUGAGACGCUACUGAAGAAAUGGGCAGGAGCCUUCAGAAAUAUUCUGGAUUUGGAUAACUACAGCCCCAUCUCGGUGGCCGACGAAGAGCAGUACGAGAAGAUGGUGGGGCAGUUCCCAUUCCACGAUGCGGAGCUGGAGAAGCAGCCGUUCCCCAGGAAGUUCCCCUUUUCCGAACUGGUGCCUCGGGUUUAUACCCAGAUCAAGGAAUUCAUCUACGCCUGCCUGAAGUUCUCUGAAGACCUUCAUCUGAGCUCCACGGAGGUGGACGACAUGAUUCGGAAAUCGACUAACUUGCUGUUGACUCGAACCCUGAGCAGCUGUUUGCAGAACGUCAUUCGGAGGAAGAACGUCGGCCUGACCGAGCUGGUCCAGAUAAUUAUCAACACUACGCACUUGGAAAGAUCUUGCCAUUUCCUGGAAGAGUUCAUAACCAACAUCACCAACGUUCUUCCAGAAACUGUCCACACCACGAAGCUUUAUGGGAUGGCCACUUUCAAGGACGCCCGCCACGCCGCGGAGGAGGAGAGCUACACUAACUUGAACCAGAAGAUUGACCAGUUCUUGCAACUUGCCGAUUACGACUGGACAGCCGCGGAACCCUCCCCCAAGGCCAGUGGCUACCUGGUGGACCUCAUCGCUUUCCUGCGCAGCACCUUUGCGGUCUUCACCCACCUGCCCGGCAAGGUAGCGCAGACCGCCUGCAUGUCCGCCUGCAAGCACCUGUCCACCUCGCUGAUGCAGCAGCUCCUGGAAGCCGAAGUCCGACAGCUGUCCCUGGGUGCCUUGCAGCAGUUCAGCCUGGACGUGGCAGAGUGCGAACAGUUUGCCAGAUCCGGGCCGGUGCCUGGGUUCCAAGGGGACACGCUGCUGCUGGCCUUCAUCGACUUGAGACAACUGCUGGAUCUCUUUCUCCAAUGGGACUGGUCGACGUACCUGGCCGACUACGGGCAGCCCACCUGCAAGUACCUUCGGGUGACCCCGACAACCGCGCUGGCCUUACUGGAAAAGAUGAAGGACACCAGCCGCAAGAACAAUGUCUUCGCCCAGUUCCGGAAGAACGAGAGGGACAAGCAGAAGCUGAUCGAGACGGUGGCCAAGCAGCUGCGCACCCUCAUCAGCAGCAGCCACCACUUGUGAGGGGCCGCAAGCCGCCUGGUGGCCCCGGGUGGGCGGAGGGGGGGCUUGGCAGGGCGGGGCCUGUGCCCAGCUGCCGCGAGGAAGGGGUGGAGUGGCUCCAGGGAACCAGCGUUGCUGCGGGAGGAUUGGUGGCGUGCAGCUUGCGGGGCCUGGUCACCUCCCGGGACUGCUUGGUGGUGGCCCCUCUUUGGAGGAGCCUGGCUCACUUGGGGAAGACUGCUCCUGGAACUGGAAGCUCAGAACCCCAGAGAGCCUUCCAGGAAGGCCAAGGCCAGGGGCCCGUCAGCACUUCCGGGUUCCUAGAAGCACCUUGUCAAUGAAGCUCUAAUGCAGGGCUGUCCGCCUUGGCCACUGGAAGGCUUGUGGACCAAUUCCCAGAAUUCUCCAUACAGCCUGGGGGAUUCUGGGAGUUGAAGUCCACAAGCCUUCGAGUGGCCAAGGCGGGACCCUCCUGCUUUCAAGGGAACAAUUUACACUUUCAAAGGGAAACAUUUACAAGAAACACCCCUGUGGGGUGUCCCGGACCCCCGUUUCACCCCCCCCCCCAUUUUGUCUCCUUUCCUCUCUUGCUCGUUCGGCUGUAUGUGCCCUCCUCUCUAUUUUUUGCCGAUCCAUUUUUUAAAAUCCGAUUUCUCAGCCGGGAUGGGAAGCCUUUUCCUCUGACAGACAAAAGGGAUUAAAAUACGCCCGACAGGAAACAAGAACUGUGUUUUAAAAACCCCAGACUCCUGUUUUUAAUGAAAAGAACGGAACUCUGGGGAAGGCUCUCUGAGGUUUUGCCCAGCCUCGUUGGGUCAAAAAAGUCAACAUGGCGGCCAGCCCAUGCAGCUGGAGCCCCCUUCUUUCCUUUGAAAGGGUUCAGUGGCUGCCAUCUUGGCUUUUUCUGAUUUCCCCCCCUGCCAAAGCCCUGGCCCCUAGACGCCGCUGCCUUCUGCCUGCAUUUGUGCCAAGGAUCCCACUCACCAUGUGGCAAAUAAUUCACAGCCAUAAUUAGAGGAAUAUUACAUCCCCCCCCCCCGUUUUAUGUGACUUUCAGCUUCCCUCAAGCCAAACAGCAGGGCAGCCGCCCCUCCCUGAAGCAGCUGCCCACAAACCACCUAGAGACCCCCCCCAAAUGUGGGGAUUUGUGGCCAGAGAGGACGGGGUCCAUCUCUCGUCUGUCUCAGAUUUUCCCUGUUGGCUCCUCCAUGAAAUAGUUCAGGGGUCUCCAAGCCGGGCCACUUGAAGACUGGUGGACUUCAACUCCCAGAAUUCCCCAGCCAGCGGGGCUUGGAGUCCACCCGUCUUAAAAGUGGCCCAGCUUGGAGACCGCUGGGAUGGCUCGUUGGCCCACUUGGGAGAGGCAGCAAAGCCCACUUCUUGGACCUCGGUGCGAAGCCCUUUCUCCCCGUCUGCUGGUCCAGCCGUUCGGCUGCAGAAGGGCUGAGCCUGACUGGUUGGACAAGUGCCUUACAGGAGCCUCGGCACCCCCCGCUUCUCGCUGAAAUGUCUGUGGACCAAGCAGACAAAGGGGGCCCCUCCCCAGCCAAGGGCCCUCCGCCAUCUUGCCUUCGGGGCUGUCUUCGCUGUUGAGCCAUAGAAGACCCCCCCCCCGCAUUGCACAGGUCCUGAGACGGACAUUUUGAGGCGAGUGUGCAACUCUCCACUAAAGGGAGGGGAGAGGAAGCAGGCCGGCCCUGUUGAGUUCCUCUAGUCUCCUUGAGUUUCCCACCUCUUGUGGGGCUUGGCUGGGUCCUUCCGGUUGCCCUUCCUCUGUCGCGCCCUGAGAGAUCUUAGGGAGGAGCAGAGCAGGGCCGUCUUCUCCUGACCCGUGAGAGAAGGGAGUCCCUCCUUCUGUUUCACUCUGGCCACAUGGCUGGCCGGCCGUUGGGAGAACCCAGAGCAUGGGUGUUACACUUGCAACAUGUGACAUAUCACAGCUUUUUUACACUUCCGGAGCUGGGGCGGGUACGGCCUCCACAUGAUGCAACUGGCCCGUGGGCCGGCAGUUUGACAUCCCUGACUCUAGAGGGAGCCCUGGAGGUCUGUGGAGCCCAGCUUCCUAUCCAGAGCAGGCAAAGCCCCCAAGGCCGGCCCAGCGUCUUCCCAUCCCUGGAUCAGUCGGAGCUGUCCAAGGCUUCAUCGGCUUCUAGAGCUGAUCGGGGCGAUCCCGGAGGGACCCCGUCAUCCGUCUUCUUCCUCCCUUCAAAUCCAGCCUGCCUUGUGGGUCACUUGGCCCCGAUGAGGCCGAUCCCGCCACUGAGAGGGGCGGGGACCCUGUUUGCAGCGACCUCACCUCUGAACAUCGGCUGGUCUGCUGGUUCCGGGCAAGGAGAGCACGGCCACUUGACCUGGGGACCAAGACCUGGGUGGAGAUCGGCCUUUGCCACAGCUGCCCUCCCUCGAAGGAUCCUGUUCAAGAUCCGUGCUGGACUCUGGGCCCAAAGACCCCCCGUCUGGUUGGCCCUUAUCCAGCCACGGACAAGGGGAGGUGAGAAGGUCUGGCAUCGCCUCCAGCCUGGAUCUUGUCCACUUCUGCAGUGCCCCAGAGGUUGGCCAAUGGAGCCAACCGCAGCAGCCCAAACAAGCCCACCCGACCCCCACCCACAGGGCCAGCCUUCCGGCACCUGGGCGAGUGGCUGUAGGGCCCACAUCCCUCUCCAUUUUGAGAGGGUCCCACUGCAAACGGCUCUUCCACGUACGCUGGUCAAAGCGCACCUGAAGCAACUUCAUCAUCCUGAAGACCUUCCAAAGAAUGCAAACCAUUUGGGGGGGGGGGAGGAGAGAGAGAGAGAGAGAGCUCUUGUUUUAAAUUUUGUGUGAAAGGAACGGGGCAAAAUACCUCACCUCAACCAAGGACAGACCGAUGCUGAAGGAGAGGUCCUCCCUUGGGGAGCUUGGAGGAACCGUCUUAGCCAUCUGAGCAGAAUCUGGACUGGAGGGGUUGAUCAGGUUGAUCCCCAGUGGGUUCUUGACAGUUGGGUCCUGACAUCUGCCAGUUCUAAGGACUUGCAGUAAACUCCCAGCUGGUGGUGCCUUUUCCUCUCCUUGCCUAGAUACGAACCUCACCAGGGAGACAAAGACCAUCGGUGCUUCUUGGGAUGUCCCCUGAGAAGGGUCUGGUCCCUGGGAGGUGGGGGGGGGCGUCUCUCCUACUUCUCUGUACAAAGAGGGGCCCAAUUCCCCACCUUUCUUGUCCCCUCGGAGUUCAGAGCCAGGAUAUGGUUAGUUUUGCCCUUGGCUGAAAUAUCCCCCCUCAUCCAAAGCAGGGCUCCCCAACCUUGGCAACUUUAAGACCUGCGGACUUCAACUCCCAGAAUUCAUGCCUGGCUGAGGAAUUCUGGGAGUUGAAGCCCACAGGUCUUAAAGUGGCCAAAGUUGGGGACCCCUGGUCUAAAGAGAAGAGGUCUCCCCUGUUUUCCUGAUGUCUCCUUCCUUGAAUUCUCAAACCACCUUUUGUCCCCACCAUCAUAGGACAUGUUGGCCCCAAUCUCUGCUUUUUUAAUCUCAUAGUUUUGGGUGGAGCUGAGCAAGCCUACCGGUCUGUUCUGGAGGGGAGGCCAGGUGCUCCAGUGUCAAGACGGGAUCUGGCAGCCCACGCGGAGUUGGCCGACGCUCCCUUCUGGCACAGGAUCCAGGGCAGCUCGCCAACCGUUUUGCCAGGAUUGCGGACAUUUUUCCAUCUCGGUUCUCUCUUCUGAGUAGUUUUCUCAACCCCACGUUUUGGGGUGCCCUGGAAUCAAAUUUACCUUUGGAAUUGGUGGUGGCCAAGGAGGGUGGAUGCUGUGGCUUAAUUGUCCCCAAACUGAGAAUGCAUUGAAAAGCGGCCCCUUUGCUUCCACCACAAUGCCUCACAACAUACAAGCUUCUCAACCAGUCCUUUAUGAAUUGCUCACGCGCAGGUCUAUCUGCGCAUGCAUAAAUAAACACGUAGGAUAAUUACUUUGGAGGGAUAUUUCUAAAACUUAAGGUGGGGAGUAGAGGUGUUUUUUAUUUGUUGUUUUUUGCACAAAAUGGAAAACUUGGGAUUCGCAUAAGGGACUUCCUCUGGCCGGGCAACGCAGCUGUUGGAUUCAGCAGAUAAAAUGGGACGGUGUGGGUUUACCAGUUAAACUGCGUUCAGUAGUAGCAUGUGGAUUUGGACUGUACAUAUAUUCUCCUGUUGUACCUUUUAUUAAAGCUGUAUGAAUGUA